Lampris incognitus (smalleye Pacific opah) is the source of this 3018-nucleotide messenger RNA. It is a transcript of the gene elapor2b, whose product is annotated as endosome-lysosome associated apoptosis and autophagy regulator family member 2b. NCBI's taxonomy places the organism in Eukaryota, Metazoa, Chordata, Actinopteri, Lampriformes, Lampridae. The transcript is spliced from 22 exons. Gene Ontology annotation, biological process: positive regulation of BMP signaling pathway. The coding region runs from base 1 to 3018 and encodes 1005 amino acids. The record is from RefSeq and is a predicted model, not a curated record.
AUGUGGGAACAGCGAGCGGACGCCUGCUCCCUCCGCUCCUUUCUGUUCAUCCUCGCCGCUCAGCUGUCGCUGUCCGCCAACGGAGACCUGCGCCCGUGCAACGGGACAGACUACUCGUAUGAAUACACCGAAUGUGACAGCACAGGGUCACGUUGGAGAGUCGCCAUCCCUCACAGCCAGGGUUCCUGCACAGACCUGCCCCCUCCAGUCAGAGGAACAGACUGCUCUUUCUCAUGUCCGGCGGGCAAGUUUCUAGAAAUGUCCACGCAGCAGUGCACGCCAUGUGCCGCGGGCUCCUAUUCGUUGGGGAGCGGUGUCCGUUUCGACCAGUGGGACACCACCCCUGCAGGCUUCAUCAGUAUGGCCAGCUACAUGGACCCAGGGCCCGCGGGAGAGGACAGCCAGGCCUGCAAUAGCUCAUCGUGGACGCCGCAGGGUGUGUACCUGGAGUCCAACCGUGACGAGUGUACCGUUUCUCUGGUCUACGUUGUUCGCCUGGAGAAACAGGGCUUGGUCUCCUUCACCUACCAGUACCCCGACAACAACAUCUUCUUUGAGUUUUAUGUCCAGAAUGAACAGUGUCAGGAGAUGGCCCAGGCCGACGACCAGAAGUGGAUAAAAAUCACCAGUGAUGGGGAAUGGGACACCCAUAAGGUGAAUCUAAAGUCUGGGACGAACAUCUUGUAUUGGAGAACCACUGGCAUACUGGUCGGAGGAAAGAUGGUCAAACCAGUUCUUCUCCGGAACAUCCAGAUAGAGGGCGUAGCCUACACGUCAGAGUGCUUCCCGUGCAGGCCCGGGUGGUUCAGCCCUUCUCCCAGCUCCUCAUCCUGCCAGCCCUGCCCAAGAAAUACCUCCUCCAGGAAAGGGUCCUCCUCUUGUACUCCCUGCCCAGAAAACCACUACUCCCAUGAAGGAUGGGCAGAAUGUAAAGUAAGACCCCUGUGCUCAGAAAAGGAUUACUUCCAGAUCCACAUAGCCUGCGACAGCGAGGGGAUGACACAAGCGUUGUAUCGGUGGGUGGAGCCAAAGAUCUGUGUGGAAAAUGUUACCGGGGCGGUGGCGCUGCCCCCCAGCGGUGAGAGACAGCCCUGCCCCCCCUGCAACCCCGGCUACUACAGCACCGACGACUACACCUGCCUGCCCUGCCGGCCUGGAACACACUCUGACGGCAUCUCGGCCUGUGCAGAGUGCCCUGCAGGUACAGAGCCGGUGUUAGGUUACGAAUACAAAUGGUGGAACACCAUGCCCUCCAACAUGAAGACUGCGUGUUUCAACGUGGGCAACUCCAAAUGCAACGAAAUGAACGGGUGGGAGGUAGCAGGCGACCAUAUCCGCAGUGGAGCUGGUUUCUCUGACAGCGACUAUCUUAUCCUAAACUUACACGUUCCUGGCUUCAAGGUGCCAACCUCGCUUUCAGGGAUGACCAGCAAUGAGUUUGGCCGGAUCACCUUUGUUUUUGAGACCAACUGCUCAGCCGACUGUGAGCUCUACUUCAUGAUGGAUGUCAAUAGGAAGAGCACCAUAGUGGUGGAGUCCUGGCAAGGCAGUAAGGAGAAACAGUCUUACACACACAUCAUGACCAGGAAUGCCUCCGUCUCCUAUACAUGGGCCUUCCAGAGAACUAACCAAGCUCUGAAUGUGCGGCAUUAUGUGAGCGACAUGGUUAAGUUGUACUCGAUCAGUGUGACCAACGUCCUGGGUGGGGUGGCCUCGGCGUGUCGGGCCUGUGCUCUGGUGUCCCAGAGUUCCCAGCAGGCUGGCUCCUCCUGUGUCCCCUGUCCCGCUGGCUUCUACAUUGACAGAGAUACCAACUGGUGCCAGGAGUGCCCACCAAACACACACCUAGCGGGUCGCCACACCUAUGGACAGGACGCAUGCUUACCGUGUGGGCCGGGCAGUCGGAGCAACAAGGAUCACUCCCGUUGCUACAGCGACUGCUCCUUCACCCACACGGAUAACAACCGCACGCUGACCUUUGACCUCACCGCUCUGAGCAGUGUGGCCUCGCUGACGAAUGGGCCCAGCUUCACCUCCAAGGGCACCAAGUACCUUCACCUCUUCAACAUCAGCCUCUGUGGCCACGAGGGCAAGAGGGCAGCUAUCUGCGCAGACAACAUCACCGACCUUUCCAACAAGGACAACCAGAGUGACCAGACCCAGUUUGUCAACUCGGUGGACAGCUUCAUCUGUCAGUCCACCAUCAUCCCCGCGGAUGGACGGGGUUUCAGGACGGCCCUCUCAUCUCAGUCCAUCAGCAUCGCAGACACGUUCCUCGGAGCGACUGUGGACAGCAUCCUGGAUGGGAUAAAUGCCAAAGCGGAGCUGUUCCCUGAGAAAUCCAAGGACGUUCCAGACAUCAACUUCUUCUACAGAUCCACUCAGGCCACAGCGUCGUGCGAUCAGGGCCGGAGUUCAGUCAUCACCCUCCGCUGCGACCCAGAGAAGUCCGAACACGGCCAACUCUCCGUUCCCAGCUCCUGUCCUGCAGGAACCUGUGAUGGAUGCACUUUUCAUUUCCUGUGGGAGAGUGCGAGUGCCUGCCCACGCUGCACAGAGGAAGACUACCACCAGAUAGAGGGUGCUUGUAAGGGAGGCGUUCAGGAAAUCCUCUAUAUGUGGAGCGAAUCAAAGCUGUGUACAAAAGGGGUGUCGCUGCCGACGAGAAGCUCGUCUCCGUGUGAAGCCAUCGCCCUGUGGCUGAAGGUCGGCGUUGGUGGCGGGGCCUUCAUGGCUGUGCUGCUCAUCUCGCUCACCUGCUAUUUCUGGAAGAAAAACAAGAGGCUUGAAUACAAAUACUCGCGGUUGGUGAUGUCUGCCAAUAAGGAGUGUGACCUUCCAGCGGCUGACAGCUGUGCCCUGGUCGAGGGAGAGGAGCCUGAAGACGAUGUGGUCUAUGCCCAGAAACCCUCCCUGCUGGGGAAGCUCAGGGCAAUCGCCAACAAGCAGGAGAAAGGAGCAAGCAGUGAGUCUGUGCAGUUGAAGUCGUCUCAGUCAGAGCGGUGGGUCUGGGGAUAA